GCAUUUUCGCUUGAGACUGUUACGGGAUUUCCAGGCCUUUGUGUGAGGCCUCUGGCAGAGAAACUGCAGCCGGCCCAGCAGCUCUUGGGGUCAGGGCCAGAGCUAUUCCUCCUCCGGGGACAGCCUGGAGACGGUUCUGGAGGCAGAGGACUUUAUGUCGUUUCCUGAGCCUGUGAAUCAGAAAGAGAGGGAGAGGGAGAGGGAGAUCCCUCUCUCCUGGACUUUGCCAGAGCCCUGUGGGUGCAGCGGCAGAGGGUCUGUUGCUGAAAUGCCGGGUGAUGAGACAUCUGUCACCUGUGCAUGGCAGAAUGGGAAAACCAUGGACUUUCCCCAGCACAGCCAGCACGUCUUGGAGCAGCUGAACCAGCAGCGGCAGCUGGGGCUUCUGUGUGACUGCACUUUUGUGGUGGACGGCGUUGACUUCAAGGCCCACAAAGCAGUGCUGGCGGCCUGCAGCGAGUACUUCAAGAUGCUCUUCGUGGACCAGAAGGAUGUGGUGCACCUGGACAUCAGUAACGCGGCAGGCCUCGGGCAGGUGCUGGAGUUUAUGUACACGGCCAAGCUGAGCCUGAGCCCUGAGAACGUGGACGAUGUGCUGGCUGUGGCCAGCUUCCUGCAGAUGCAGGACAUCGUCACGGCCUGCCACGCCCUCAAGUCCCUCGCCGAGCCCGCUGGCAGCCCCGGGGAGACUCCGGUGGCCUCGGCCCCGGAAGGAGGAGACAAGAGAGCCAAAGAGGAAAAGGCGGCUGCUGCCGUUCUGAGCGAGCUGGACCCGGCCGGAAGCGGUCCACCCACGGGCCCAGACAGGGAGCCCAAGGAGGAGCGGGGCGGCCAGGCUGAGAGCACGGCCAGCGGUGCCGAGCAGACAGAGAAGGCUGACGCCCCCCGGGAGCCGCCCUCCGUGGAGCCCAAGCCCGACCCCACGAGCAGCAUGGCUGCUGCGGAGGCCGAGGCCGCCUUGUCGGAGAGCUCGGAGCAAGAAAUGGAGGUGGAGCCGGCCAGGAAAGGAGAAGAGCAGGAGGGUGAAGGCGCAGCGGCCGCCGAGGUCAAGGAAGAGGGGCCGCCGCUGGAGAAGGGGGAGCCCCCCGAGGAGAGCGAGGAGUCUGCCAGCACGGACUCGGGCCAGGAGCUGGGCACCGAGGCCCGGGGCCCACGCUCGGGCACCUACGGCGACCGCACCGAGUCCAAGGCCUACGGCUCGGUCAUCCACAAGUGCGAGGACUGCGGGAAGGAGUUCACGCACACGGGCAACUUCAAGCGGCACAUCCGCAUCCACACGGGCGAGAAGCCCUUCUCGUGCCGGGAGUGCAGCAAGGCCUUCUCGGACCCGGCCGCCUGCAAGGCCCACGAGAAGACGCACAGCCCGCUGAAGCCGUACGGCUGCGAGGAGUGCGGCAAGAGCUACCGGCUCAUCAGCCUGCUGAACCUGCACAAGAAGCGGCACUCGGGCGAGGCGCGCUACCGCUGCGGGGACUGCGGCAAGCUGUUCACCACGUCGGGCAACCUGAAGCGCCACCAGCUGGUGCACAGCGGCGAGAAGCCCUACCAGUGCGACUACUGCGGCCGCUCCUUCUCCGACCCCACCUCCAAGAUGCGCCACCUGGAGACCCACGACACCGACAAGGAGCACAAGUGCCCGCACUGUGACAAGAAGUUCAACCAGGUGGGGAAUCUGAAGGCCCACCUGAAGAUCCACAUCGCGGACGGGCCCCUCAAGUGCCGAGAGUGUGGGAAGCAGUUCACCACCUCAGGGAACCUCAAGCGGCACCUUCGGAUCCACAGCGGGGAGAAGCCCUACGUGUGCAUCCACUGCCAGCGGCAGUUCGCGGACCCCGGCGCUCUGCAGCGGCACGUCCGCAUCCACACAGGCGAGAAGCCGUGCCAGUGCGUGAUGUGCGGCAAGGCCUUCACCCAGGCCAGCUCCCUCAUCGCGCACGUGCGCCAGCACACCGGCGAGAAGCCCUACGUCUGCGAGCGCUGCGGCAAGAGGUCCUGCCCCGCCCGUCCCUCCCAUGCCCGGCGCCCUGCACGGUUCGUCCAGUCCAGCCAGUUGGCCAAUCACAUCCGCCACCAUGACAACAUCCGCCCUCACAAGUGCAGUGUGUGCAGCAAGGCCUUCGUGAAUGUGGGGGACCUGUCCAAGCACAUCAUCAUCCACACUGGAGAGAAGCCCUACCUGUGUGACAAGUGCGGUCGUGGCUUCAACCGCGUGGACAACCUGCGCUCCCACGUGAAGACCGUGCACCAGGGCAAGGCGGGCAUCAAAAUCCUGGAGCCAGAGGAGGGCGGGGAGGUCAGCGUGGUCACCGUGGAUGACAUGGUCACGCUGGCCACCGAAGCGCUGGCGGCAACCGCUGUCACUCAGCUCACAGUGGUGCCAGUGGGGGCCGCGGUGACCGCCGACGAGACGGAAGUCCUUAAGGCCGAGAUCAGCAAAGCUGUGAAGCAAGUCCAGGAGGAAGACCCCAACACCCACAUCCUCUAUGCCUGCGACUCCUGUGGGGACAAGUUCCUGGACGCUAACAGCCUCGCCCAGCACGUGCGGAUCCACACGGCCCAGGCGCUGGUCAUGUUCCAGACGGACGCGGACUUCUACCAGCAGUACGGGCCGGGCGGCACGUGGCCGGCCGGGCAGGUGCUGCAGGCCGGGGAGCUGGUCUUCCGCCCUCGGGACGGGGCCGACGGCCAGCCUGCUCUGGCGGAGACGCCCCCCACCGCCCCUGAAUGUCCACCGCCUGCUGAGUGAGCAGGCGUCUCUCCUCUGACUGUUUAUUUAAGGAUGGACGGCACCCUAGAUCUGAGAGGGGUGGCCCCGUUCCCUAGAGAAUAAAUUGGAUUAUUUUCUAA
This is a messenger RNA of Acinonyx jubatus (cheetah), 2847 nucleotides long. It is a transcript of the gene ZBTB17, whose product is annotated as zinc finger and BTB domain containing 17. The record is from RefSeq and is a predicted model, not a curated record. The coding region runs from base 155 to 2746 and encodes 863 amino acids. Lineage: Eukaryota; Metazoa; Chordata; Mammalia; Carnivora; Felidae. Gene Ontology annotation, molecular function: DNA-binding transcription factor activity, RNA polymerase II-specific; RNA polymerase II cis-regulatory region sequence-specific DNA binding; protein binding. Gene Ontology annotation, biological process: regulation of transcription by RNA polymerase II. The transcript is spliced from 15 exons.